AUGCUGCGCACUCUCACUUCCAUCGCCUCCCUCGUCCUCGUGCACUCGUGCACCCUGUCUCAAAUCCCCUUUCCCCCUCUAAAUUUUGUCACUCAAGGGCUCAAGCGCCUGGGGCGGGGGACGAAGGACGCACGGCAGGGGGGAGCAGGGGGGGUGAAGGAAGGGAAUGAGGGGAAGAAGAGAGGUCGUCCGGGGGGUGCCGGGGACGAGGAGGAUGGCGAGGAGGGGAGGGGGAAAGGGGGGAGAUAG
Closterium sp. Naga37s-1 is the source of this 249-nucleotide messenger RNA. Lineage: Eukaryota; Viridiplantae; Streptophyta; Zygnematophyceae; Desmidiales; Closteriaceae. The record is from the annotation of a GenBank genome assembly.